CUCUUCCUCUGCUCCCCUCUAUACCAGAGGUUUUAUAGUUGUCGAAGACGCGAGAAAACUGUUGUGUGAUUUUCUAUCGAUAAAAAUAUACGCAAAAAGCAAAAGUCUGUUUAGAAAAUAAUUAAAUUCAUUGCGAAAAGUGAUUAAAAAUGGCUGCAGUUUCAUACGAGGAAAGCGAUAGCCUCCCAGUGAACGACAAGGACAUCGGUGACGCAUUUGGUUACGGAAGCAGGAAUGCCGUUUCUCCUUUGCCAGGGCCGCUUCGUACGGCUCCGACAGAACGCUAUGCAACACAUUACAACAUGAGUCACUCCAAGCGUGGAGUCGCUUUAAUCUUUAACCAUGAAUUUUUCACCAUUAGUCACUUGAAACCACGAUGUGGAACGAACGUCGACUGCGAAAAUUUCGCCAGCACUCUCCGAAACAUAGGUUUCGAAGUAAACGAUUUGCACAACUUGACUCACAAAGAUGUUAUUAAAAAUUUGGAAAGAGUCGCCGAAAUGGAUCAUUCCAACCAUGAUUGUCUGGUCGUCGCAGUUCUCUCUCAUGGAGAAUUGGGAUUGCUUUACGCUCACGACACGCCUUAUAAAGCUGAAUCGAUCUGGAUAAAUUUCACUGCCGAAAAAUGCCCCACUCUUGCUGGAAAGCCGAAACUUUUCUUUAUCCAAGCUUGUCAGGGUGACAAACUCGAUGGCGGAAUUUCUCUCAAGGAACGUACUGAAACUGACGGAAUGCCAACCAACACAUUCCGUAUUCCAAACCACGCAGAUUUCCUCAUUGCUUACUCCACCAUCCCAGGAUUCUAUUCAUGGAGAAACACCACACGUGGCUCGUGGUUCAUGCAGGCUUUGUGCAUGGAACUCCGUGAAAAUGGACAUCGUUACGACAUCCUCACUAUGCUGACUUUCGUCUGCCAACGAGUGGCGUUAGAUUUCGAAUCCAACACUCCCGAUAACAUGCACAUGCAUCAGCAAAAGCAGAUUCCCUGCAUCACUUCAAUGUUGACCCGUUUAGUAAAAUUCAUCCCUAAACAAACAAACGGCGUCGCCUCCUCUUCAUAAAUCUCAAUUCUCGAAACGAAAUCGAAUAGUAAAUAGACUUAGUAUUUUUUGAAGUUUGAAAGCAAUUCCAUACGCAUUUAAAAGAGACCUGAUUUUUGGAUCUUCAGUUUUUUUUAAAUCGUAAAGCUUUAAUUUAAAGCGUCAGAAGUUCCGAACACUUUAUUUCAGUAGCAGUCCAAUUGGAAGAUUUGUUGACGCAUGUAAAGUAGAAAAUUCUACCAAAGUCUUUCAUCUUCCUCAGGGG
Molecule: messenger RNA, 1305 nt
Organism: Belonocnema kinseyi
Lineage: Eukaryota; Metazoa; Arthropoda; Insecta; Hymenoptera; Cynipidae
Product: caspase-1-like
Exons: 4
Coding region: 150-1061 (303 amino acids)
Biological process (GO): proteolysis; apoptotic process
Cellular component (GO): cytoplasm
Source: RefSeq, a predicted model, not a curated record